Messenger RNA from Symbiodinium sp. CCMP2592, 741 nucleotides. The record is from the annotation of a GenBank genome assembly. NCBI's taxonomy places the organism in Eukaryota, Dinophyceae, Suessiales, Symbiodiniaceae.
AUGCCGCAGGAAGACGGCGCGGCACAAGCAGAUGCCGACGGGAUGAAGGACAUGUCGCAGAAAAUGCCGACACUGGGAAACCGGAUCAUGGUGCUGAAAGAAGGCUGGGUCGCGCUGAUACUGAGCGGCACAAAAACCAUGGAGCUGCGCAGCCAGCCAGCAAAAACAGGACCAAUCUGGAUUGGAUUCGAAGGUCGCGUCUAUGCCCAAGCAGAAAUUUCAGACUGCAGGCAGAUGUCGCAGGAGAUCUACGAAGAAACCAGAGCACAACACCGCCACAUGGGCAGAAUGAAACAAGGCGACUCGCUGUACGGCUUGGUGCUGACGAACCUCGUCCAACUAGCGCAUCCAAUCGACUACUACCAGAAGCCCGCAACGGUGCUCUGGGAGAACUUCAGGACUGGACCGGACGAAAAGCUCCCCCACCGCAGAGCUUCAAAGCGCGCACAAGAAAUGCGGGCUUUACAAGAUGCUCGCGAGGAUGACGAAACCUCGGAAAUCGACGAGAGCCCGGGUGCAAGAACACAGAAGAAGAAGAUCGGCGGGGAAAAGACGGCGGAGACGCCACGCGGCCAAGCACGGAGCGACAAGGAGCAUCAACAAAAAGACGCCGGAAAAUCCGAGCUCCGCGUACCAGACGUCCAGCUGCAGCAAAAGUGGCGAACACCCACUGGGCAGUCCAGCGCGAAGAUGGCCAGCAAGGAGUCCAGGACACGGAGAAUGCCACGACGGACGCCGUGG